Molecule: messenger RNA, 761 nt
Organism: Durusdinium trenchii
Lineage: Eukaryota; Dinophyceae; Suessiales; Symbiodiniaceae
Source: the annotation of a GenBank genome assembly
CUAAAUCACAAUUACCCUGUAGGUGACCCAUGACCGCCGAAAGGGAACGAUGUGUGAAGCUCCUUUUGCCGUUUUGUGACGCCCGGGAGCUGGUGUGCAUCGAGGCGAGCUCCAAAGUACAGCAUGAGUGGGUCGAGAAGGCAGACCUUUGGGAAGCCCUGUGCAAGGCCUACACAGCUGACCCUGGUGAGUGGAGAACUCAACGGGGAAGGAAAGUGGAUUGGCCUUCUAAAGAUGGUGACACAGGCAAAGAUUGGUUUUCGAGGCUUUAUUACGUGCACACGUUGAUUACCAAGCAUGAUGCGGUCAUGUGCGACAAGUGCGGCGAGUGGGGUGCUACGGACCUCGACUUCUUUGAAUGUGAACAAUGCCAAGGGACCUGGUGUGAUGGCUGCGCUGAACGCGGGCCUGACAAAAGAUUUGUGCCUUGCAACAGGUGCCCAGAUUUCUCUCAAACCAUUUGCUUUGAAUGCUUCGCAGAUGGUAAGACGGAGCGUUGCGAAUGUUCAGGUACUGACAGCUGGCACAGCUGUUGUGGCCGCCAUGCUUUCAGCUGCGAACGCUGCGAUACUACGUUGUGCGAUGGUUGUGCUGACCAUCACGACUGCCCAGUACAGUCAGAACAGGAAGAAGACGAAUAGAAUGAUGACGAGGAUGACAAGAAAGAUGAGCAGAAGAAAGGAUGACCAAGAAUGACUUCAGACCCCAUCUGACACCUGAUAGUCAUGCCUUUGCACGAGGAUGACAAAGCUGCGUCGAAU